Molecule: messenger RNA, 543 nt
Organism: Diplodia corticola
Lineage: Eukaryota; Fungi; Ascomycota; Dothideomycetes; Botryosphaeriales; Botryosphaeriaceae
Exons: 4
Coding region: 1-543 (180 amino acids)
Source: RefSeq, a predicted model, not a curated record
AUGGAUGUCUUCUACGCCUACACGUUUGGCACAGCCGGGUGGAUGGCCGUUCAGGCUACGCCAAUGAUCGUGUCGCCCACCAUGAUCGCAGCCUUGCUCUCCCCGCAGGUCCGCGAAGCGACGACCCUCGAGAUCUACUUCUCGCGCUCCCUCGGCUUCUCGCUCAUCACGCUGGGCAUCCUAACCGUUCUCCUCACCGGCUCGGUGCCGCUGUCCUCGCGCCUUAGCGGCUCCGCCGGCGGCGCAACAACCGACCCUAACGACCCGAAGGCGCCGUACGCGCUGCCGACGUUGACGGUGACGACCCUGUACCACACGGCCGCCGCCUUCUACAUGUACGGCAUGUGGACCGAGACGGCUGUGACCUCGUUCGCCUUCGGCGUGGCCGGUAGCACCGUGCUGGCGGCCGUGGGCUUGUGGUGCAUCCUGUUCGCCAGCAGCGACGGCCGCAUCAGCCGUAAGACGGGCGCCGACAAGCGGACGAGCGGGUGGCCGUUCAAGAACAACGAGGCGGACAAGAGGAAAGCGAGGAAGUCUAGGUAA